Molecule: messenger RNA, 2773 nt
Organism: Mytilinidion resinicola
Lineage: Eukaryota; Fungi; Ascomycota; Dothideomycetes; Mytilinidiales; Mytilinidiaceae
Product: kinesin light chain 1
Exons: 3
Coding region: 122-2773 (883 amino acids)
Molecular function (GO): ADP binding; protein binding
Source: RefSeq, a predicted model, not a curated record
AGACAACUGAUUACCUGGAGCCUCUCGUAGCAGCACACUUCGCGCUUCCUAUCCUCCUAGAAUAACGUAUGCGCCACGAGCGCAACCCCUCUGUUCAACCGAAGACUAUGAGCGGAUCAAGAUGCGCCUUUUGAGACGUAAGUCGAACGACGACUUUGAGCUAGCCACCUUCGAUGCCGAUGACCUUCCUCCGUACGCAAUUCUCUCUCAUACCUGGACUGACGACGAAGUCACAUAUGACGAGCUGAUAGCUGGGACCGGCAAGAACAAGGCUGGCUAUAACAAGAUUCGUUUCUGUGGAGAAAGAGCUACUGCAGAUAAUCUACAAUAUUUCUGGGUAGAUACCUGUUGUAUCGACAAAUCUAUCAACCAAGAGCUGCAGACGGCCAUUAAUUCUAUGUUUCGUUGGUAUCAGCGUGCAUCGAAGUGCUACGUAUACCUAUUAGAUGUCCAGGUUCCAGAAGAGGUUAUCGAUGCUCAGUCUUUCCGGAUAAUUUGGGCAGAUGCAUUUCGACGAAGCCGAUGGUUCACGCGAGGCUGGACGCUGCAGGAACUUUUAGCGCCGUCCACGGUGGAAUUCUUCUCUAAGGAUGGCAAGCCACUGGGCAGCAAAAUAUCAUUGGAGCUCGAAAUCCAUGGGAUCACGAAGUUGCCUGUUGGAGCGCUCAGAGGGCAGCAAAGUCUCUCUGAAUUUAGCGUCCCGGAACGAAUGAGCUGGGCAGCAAACCGUCAGACCACGUACAAAGAGGACAAAGUAUACUGCUUAUUAGGGAUUUUCGAUGUCUUUUUGCCACUUAUAUAUGGAGAGGGAGAAGAAUACGCUUCUCAACGUCUUAAAGAAGAGAUACAACGUCGUUCAGGGCGGAAGGAAUGGCGAGACAGGGAAGCGCUGCAGGAUCUGCCUGUGUCCUCGCCGUUACCUUUCUCUAGAAAUGAGUUCUUUGUUGGUCGGGAAGAUCAACUUCAAUCUCUCGAAAAGCUACUUUUUGGCCAGGAUUCUCACCAACGCGUAACAAUAUUCGGUCUAGGAGGCUGCGGAAAGUCGGCGCUGGCCCUUGAAUGUGCAUAUCGUGCGAUAAUAAAAGUCGCCAAGUAUCUGGUGUUCUGGGUGCCUGCCAUCAGCCAGCGGAGCUUUGAGCUUGCGUAUCGCGAUAUAGGUGUCCUCCUCCACCUACCGGGAAUUACGGAUGACAACACAGAUGUUAUGCGGCUUGUCAAGAAUAAACUAGACUUGGGCAGCUCGGGCGACUGGUUGAUGAUAAUUGAUAAUGCCGAUGAUGCCAGUGUUCUCCUGAGCGAGUUCGAUGGCGAUCCGAAAUCGCGCCGACUUAGCGACUAUCUUCCACGCAGCGAUAGAGGCAAGAUCAUCUUCACCACACGAAGCAGAAAGGCCGCGGAAAACCUGACACAGAGCAAUGUCAUCAAGCUUGGUGACAUGGACGGGACUGAAGCUAGGCAGCUAAUGGCACAGCAUUUGUCGGAGAAAGCGCUACUCAAGGACGAGGCAGCCGUUGACGAACUACUCGGGUUACUUGCGUAUCUGCCACUUGCUAUUGUUCAGGCCACCGCAUUCAUCAAUAGCAAUGGAAUUUCGAUGGCCGACUACAUCGCGUUGUUCAGAGAACCUAGUACGGAGGCCAGACUUUUUAGCAAGCAUUUUGAAGACCCCAGCAGGUAUCGAGAAAUGGAAAGCACUAUUGCUAAGACAUGGCAUAUCUCUUUUAACCAGAUUCUCAAGCAAGACCGACUUGCAGCGGACUACCUAUCCUUCAUGGCAUGCAUUGAUCGCGUAAAUAUUCCGCUGUCGCUGCUUCCUCCUGGAGACUCGCUACAACAAAUCGAAGCGAUUGGGACGCUGAAAGGGCAUGCUUUUAUUACAGAGCGCCAACGGCUUCCGCAACAGUUAAAAGGGGAGAAAUUCUUCGAUAUUCACCGACUUGUUCAGAUGGCUUCGAUGUGGUGGCUUCAGGAACAUGGCAAGUGGACGAUUUGGGCGAGUAAGGCAGCCGUGCGACUUGAGGAGCUCGUACCUUAUGGGGGGCAUGAAAGGAAAGAAGCAUGGACGGCGUACCUCUCUCACGCUGUCCACGUGGCCGGAUUUGAUGAUGCUCUGGACGAGACCGCGAAGGCUUCGCUCCGAGAUCGAGUGGGGCGAUGCCAGGAAAGCCUAGGACAGUAUUUGGCGGCAGAGACGACACAACGAGAAGUUCUUGCAUUUCGAACAAAGAGCCUAGGGAAGGAGCAUAUUGAUACACUUAUGAGUAUGAAUCAGGUGGGAGUAGCACUAGAUGGGCAAGGCAAGUACAAGGAGGCCGAAUCGAUGUACAGGCAGACGCUAGCGACCAGUGAGAGGGUGCUUGGUGUUGAGCAUCCAGACACGCUGACGACCAUGAACAACUUGGCGCUCGUGCUGGACAGCCAAGGCAAGCAGACGCUGGCGACGCGUGAGAAGGUGCUUGGUGUUGAGCAUCCAGACACGCUGACGAGCGUGUACUGCCUCGCUCAUCUUCUUGCAAGUCGGCAUCGUUACGAUGAAUCUACUGCGCUGUAUGAAAGAGCAUGCGCUGGGUACAAUGCCACUCUUGGGAAGGAUCAUCCAACUACUCGCGCAUGUCGCCAACACUAUUCACAGAUGCUCUCGUCUCAAGAGCAGGACCCGCUUGACGUUCCUCCAGACAUUCCACAGUGGCGUAAGCAGACAAACGGGCAAGGAUCAAGACUGUCACGUGGGCUCGCGAAGAUAGGCCUUAGACGUUCAAAGGACCAUACAUAA